CUUUGUUGGACUUCUUAUUCGAAUAUUUUCAGGGUGUUGUCUAAUUUUGUUUAUAAAUCGAUUUAUAUACUUGUAUAUAUAUAUAUAUAUAUAUAUAUAAAAAAAAACUCAUCAAAACUCAAAAACAUUAACAAAAGUGAAGGAGAUGGAGAGCAGCAGAUCAAAGGUUUCAGCUGUGGAAUCUAAGGCUCAAUGGGAGGAUCUUGUCAACAAAGCCAAAGAACAGGGUACCCCUAUUGUGGCUCACUUUGGAGCUACAUGGUGUGUCACAUCAUUUGUCAUGAAUCCAUUCUUUGAAGAAUUGGCCUCAGAAUAUGCUGAUGUUAUGUUUGUCAACGUUGAUGUUGAUGAAGUCAAGGAAGUUGCUUCAAUGAUGGAAGUGAAAGCUAUGCCAACAUUUCUUGUGCUGAAGGAUGGCAUCGUAGUUGACAAGAUGGUUGGAGCGAACAAAGAUGAGUUAAGGAAAAGGGUCGAAAAGUUUACUCAGCCCACUGGUGCUAAUAUGGCCUAGUCUUGUGUUUCAUGUUGUGCAUACUGCUACCUUGCUCAUUUCCUUACAGCAGUAUGCUGGCAUAUAGGAAAUUUACAGCUUUAUGCCAAUGCUUUCUGAUGUAUGAAUGUAUUCCGUUUCUGGUGUGGUACCGAUGUCAAAUGAAAACAUAUACAUGAAAGUAUGUGUAUAAAAGGUUGAUUGUAAAUUAUUUCAUGUGUUUUAUGCUAUGCCUGAUGACAUCUUUAGUCCUUUAGACAUUCUUACUGUAACAUAAUUGACCGCUUCUCUCUGUUCAGUUUUUGAUUAUUGAA
Molecule: messenger RNA, 804 nt
Organism: Chenopodium quinoa (quinoa)
Lineage: Eukaryota; Viridiplantae; Streptophyta; Magnoliopsida; Caryophyllales; Amaranthaceae
Product: thioredoxin-like protein CXXS1
Exons: 3
Coding region: 146-511 (121 amino acids)
Source: RefSeq, a predicted model, not a curated record